This is a messenger RNA of Paramecium pentaurelia, 636 nucleotides long. NCBI's taxonomy places the organism in Eukaryota, Ciliophora, Oligohymenophorea, Peniculida, Parameciidae. The record is from the annotation of a GenBank genome assembly.
AUGGGAUAGAGUUGUAUAAAAAAAUAGAAAUUAUAAAAUGAAAGUGAAUUAGAAUGUUAAUAGAAUAUUAUAUAACCAAUAAGUCAUAGUAAUUAAAUUAAAAGACCAAUUUAUGAAAUUUGUUAUAUAAUAGGUAGAGAAGAAACAAAUGAUGAAGUUUAUGAUUUUGAUUUAGAAACAAAAAAGACUUAAAAAAAAUAAAAAAUGAAAUGUGUUUAUAAUUCUAAAACAAAUUUCUCUUUAGGUGUAAAAUAAUAAAAGUAAUUGAUCAAAAAUUAGUUAAAAUCACUUGGUGCAGAUGUUUCAUAAAUAUUUAAUCCAAAAAAAUAAAAAUUAAUUCGUUCUGAUCGUGAAAGUAGAGCUAAAGAAUAUAGUACUCGUUUAGUAUAAACUACAAGAGAUCCAAAAAGAAAUGGAACAUUUUCAUCAAAUAAAAGUUAUGAUAAUAGUUAAUCUCCACUUUAGUUUUCUUUAAAAUAAUAAAAUCAUACAUAUGAUUCUAUAAGAGAUGAAAUUAAAUCUGUUAGAUCUAUGAAAACUUUAAAUUAAUAAAAUUUAAAUCAUGGCAUCUUAAAAUCAAAAAAAGGAAAAGCUAAAUCUAUGUAUUACAAAAGAACAGUCAGAUUUUAAUUUUGA